This is a messenger RNA of Echinostoma caproni, 918 nucleotides long. Lineage: Eukaryota; Metazoa; Platyhelminthes; Trematoda; Plagiorchiida; Echinostomatidae. The record is from the annotation of a GenBank genome assembly.
AUGACAUCUUGUCCUGAACGAGGCUACAAUCCGAUGAACGAUGCAGAUCGAUUUGAAUCACCAUCAUCAUCAUGCGGUUCCGCGGAGCAUCAUGCAUCAGCCAGCAGCUUAGAAUCGGUGGAAAACUUGGGCGACUGGGAAGGUGGAUGCCAUGAUGCAACUGAUUUUCCUUUUCUCAUACGCAUUCCCACAGUGGUGUUACGUAAACAUCGCACAAAAGGUGUCUAUUUCGUAUACAUGAUAUGUGUGACCAUAUGGAAAACGUCGCACAUAGCUGGAGAUCAACAAAACGUGGCUGAGCAUUGGCACAGUAUUUCUCGUCUCGAAUGGACAGUGGGCCACAGAUAUACCACACUGGAAUCAUUACAUGCGGAUUUGAUGGGACAAAAGGUGCCGGGAACUGCAGAGGAGGACGAUCCGGAUCAGACUGUGGAACAAAUGAAAAAGACCGAAGAGCAUAAGCCCUCGGGUUUGAUUCUGGCACACACGUGUCUCCCUCGUCCGUUGCCUGGCCUGGAGUAUUUUCGUUUCCCACGCAAACGGGUACUGCCAACUAUACCCAGCCUAGCAGCCGGUCGAUUUCCUGCCUGUCUGAAGGACUCCAGUGACUGGAUCACAUGUCAUUCGGCCUAUGUGGACUAUCCGGUUGCGGCGGGUGAAUCGCGUCGAGUGGAACAACGUCGACGUGCAUUGGAGCAGUACAUGAAUCGUUUGAUUCGUCUGGUGUGGUGUGUAAGUCAAACUCCCGAAGUGGAUCAUGUUCUCCAGACAAUGGGAGUCGAAAGUGUUCCCACACGAGACAAACCGGAAGAGGAUAACGGUUUGAGGAACGAGCCAGGAACCCCAUCCGCGGAACAGGGGGAAUUGCAGCAGAUCAAAUCGAGGUUGAUCAGCCUGCUUCCCAUCUUGUCAGAGUAA